Molecule: messenger RNA, 1210 nt
Organism: Aedes albopictus (Asian tiger mosquito)
Lineage: Eukaryota; Metazoa; Arthropoda; Insecta; Diptera; Culicidae
Product: estradiol 17-beta-dehydrogenase 11-like
Exons: 5
Coding region: 78-1133 (351 amino acids)
Molecular function (GO): oxidoreductase activity, acting on the CH-OH group of donors, NAD or NADP as acceptor
Source: RefSeq, a predicted model, not a curated record
CGUACCCUUAACCUUAAAACAGGUUUGCUUGUCGUCGAUGCUUACCAGCAAGAAGUCAAGUUUCUGCACGAGUGCACAUGCAGUCGGGCCAGCCAGCCGCAAUGCUGCUCAGUUACCAUUUAGCACCGACCGACAGCGCUCGCACCAUGGGCAGCUUAGUGGAGUUCCAAAAGCUACCCUACAACCCGGCCAGCCCGCUAGAACCGCGAACGACCUUGAUUACCUUGGUGCGAGCCGUGCGGGUUGUCGUCAACAUUCUAGUGUUUAUAGCGAAGCUCAUCCCGUUGCUGAUUUACUUGCUGCUACGAAAAUUCAUCUGCCGAAAACCGAAAGAUAUCCGCGGCUGGGUGGCCUUGGUGACCGGAGGAGCAAACGGGCUCGGCCGCCAGAUUGCAAUCGAGUUGGCCAAGGACGGCUGCCAUGUUGCUGUGGCCGAUCUGGACGAGUACGGUGCGAUGCGAACCGUUCUCGAGCUGCGUUACUAUGGAGUGAAAGCCGCCGCCUACUGCGUGGAUGUGGCAAACGCCAGCCAGGUUCGAGACCUGCAACGAAGGGUAGAAGCCGAACUCGGACCGGUGGACAUACUGGUGAACAACGCCGGACUGGUUCCUUUUCUGGUGUCUGAUGAGUACGUACCGGAGAACUUGCAACGGUUGGUGAAUGUGAACAUUUUGGCGAAUUUUUACACGGUAAACACAUUCCUCCCGGGAAUGUACGUCAGGCAGAGGGGUCACAUUGUGACCAUUAGUUCGGCGGCGGCCUACUUGAGCUUGGGUCUGAUGCGGCACUACACUACCACAAAGUAUGCUAUGCGAGGUUUCAUGGAGGAGCUUCGGGACGAAAUUCGACUGGCUGGUCAUUCAAAGUGGGUGAAAACGACGACCAUUUACCCCUUUCAGCUGAAUACGCGGAAGGAACUGGUGACUGCGGUGCUGAAAUUGCCAUACUUUUCAAAACUCCCGGUCGUCGACCCGAUGGUAGCCGCCCAAUCAAUCGUACGGUCGAUCCGAAUUAACAAGCGCAAAGCAUUUGCUCCCGACUGGUUCGCUGUCCGAUGGGUGGCAUUUGUUGAAGACAUGCCCCGAAAGAUCAAGUACCUCUUCCAAGAUCAGCUGCUUAGUGGUGAUGAUUGAUAAAGAUGAUUUCGGAAGGCGUGAUUUGUUUUCGGUAUAACUUGUAAGUACAAACUCAUGACUAGUAAAACUACAAA